AUGUAUUUCCUCAAAGCUUUUCUGCUCCUGUCGGUUUUCGGCCUAGCGCAGCUGGCAGCGGCCAAUCCCGUAUCAUAUGUUGGUCUGGAAGCCAGGGACCAGAAACCAAUUUGCCAAGUCGGUACCAACGGUGACGGCACCAAUCCAGCUGAUACCUGCACCGAUUUCUUCGAGUCUUGA
This is a messenger RNA of Pyricularia grisea, 180 nucleotides long. RefSeq lists its product as uncharacterized. NCBI's taxonomy places the organism in Eukaryota, Fungi, Ascomycota, Sordariomycetes, Magnaporthales, Pyriculariaceae. The transcript has 2 exons. The record is from RefSeq and is a predicted model, not a curated record. The coding region runs from base 1 to 180 and encodes 59 amino acids.